This is a messenger RNA of Calliphora vicina (urban bluebottle blowfly), 1538 nucleotides long. Its product is annotated as SET domain-containing protein 4. The record is from RefSeq and is a predicted model, not a curated record. Bases 130 to 1467 code for a protein of 445 amino acids. Gene Ontology annotation, molecular function: protein-lysine N-methyltransferase activity. Lineage: Eukaryota; Metazoa; Arthropoda; Insecta; Diptera; Calliphoridae. The transcript has a single exon. Gene Ontology annotation, biological process: peptidyl-lysine monomethylation; peptidyl-lysine trimethylation.
UAUAAAUUUAUAUGUAAUCCAGGCAUAUAUUUACAUCGUUAGGAGACAAUUUUGCAACACACAUACAAACAACUUAAACAGCAGAGAAUUCUUAUCACAAUUUUCAAAAGUUAUAAUUGAUCCAUCAAAAUGGGACGUACCAAACGCCUACGCACACAACGCCAGCGUUUAGCUUUAGAACAGCAGCAAACAAAAGAUGAACGCUUUCUGCCGGAUUUAUAUAAAUAUCUAAGUACUUUAGGUUGGAAUAAUGAGACCAAACUGACGGCACGAAACUUUCCCUUAACCGGCAGAGGUUUAUGUUCGAAGUCGGUGGCUAUUGAAAAGGAAGCUGAAAUUAUUCGUUUACCCAUCGAUGCAUUGUUAUCUAUUAAAACCAUAGAGAAUGAUGAGGAUUUUAAAAAUAUGUUUAAUGUAGAGCAGUUUGAUAAAGAUCACAAGAUACCUUUUCAAUCUUUAAUGGCCUUUUAUGUAAUGCAUCAAAAAUUGCUAGCAGCAGAAUCAAACUUCAAUUCAUAUAUAAAAUCUUUGCCCACAUAUUUUACCACGCCUUAUUUUUGUCCAGUGUCCGAAUUACAAUGCUUGCCAGAUUCGAUUUUAGAACGUACAGUUGAACAAAAUCGCAAGAUUAAAGAAUCCUUUCAAAAUCUAAAACUAGUUUAUAAAUAUCAAGAUUUUGAUUUAAAAUAUACUUUAAACGAUUUCCGUUGGUCCUAUUUUGUGGUUAAUACACGUAGUGUUUAUAUCUUUGGCAAGCAAAUUAAGCCGGAUAACUGCUUCUUUCAACCUCUAAUAGCCGAAGAUUGUAAUUUGGCUUUAGCGCCAUUUCUCGAUUUAUUCAAUCAUUCUGAUCAAUUUACAACUCAAGCAGAUUUAAUACGCAAUCCCCAAACCAAGCAAUUUGAAUUCAUUUUAACUUUGGAAAAUUGUCCCGCAGAGAAAAUCCUACCUCUUAAACAGAUUUUCAUAAGUUAUGGUGCUUUAACAAAUUUAAAGUUACUCGUUGAAUAUGGUUUCAUAUUGCCCGGAAAUCAAAAUGAUUUUUUUGAAAUCACCCUUAAUGAUGUAGAAACGUUUUUGCAACAAGAGAAAUCAUUCGUAGGUUUGAUGUUUCAUAAAAAUAAAUUUAAAUUUAUACGUGAACACAAUCUGCACGAUCAAAUGUUUGUGCAUAGAGAAGAGGGCAUUUCACACAAUCUGCAUGUUGUCUUGCAUUUACUAUUCAAAGAAGAAAGCCCAUUUCCCAAUAUUUUGAAUCAAGUUGCAUUCGGUUCUGAGGAUAAUUUGUUGACUGUAGAUGCAGAAGUAGAACUUUUAUUAAGAUUUAAAAUCAAAGAAUAUGAAAAGUUUGUGGCCACGUUGGAGAGUAAACAGAAUUUAACUAAAUCGGGUUUAGUUUGUAAGGUUUAUUUACAAGAAUGCUUAGAAUAUUUAAAUACUUGCUUAAUUAACUUACAAAGUAGCUAAUGUUGUAUUUUUUUACCGUUGAAAUAAAAAUAAAUCUAAAUAUUUUUUAUAUUUGUAAAAUUUUAAGAAAA